AUGGAUAAAACCUUUCUAUGCUUUAAAAUCUAAUCCUAUAGCCCCUUUAGUAAGAGAUUUAACAUCAAAUGGUGCUGGCCUAGACGUUGCUUCCUAAGGAGAAAUUAGAAAUGGGUUAGAUAUGGGAUUAAACCCCAAAAACAUGAUAUAUUCAAACCCUAUAAAAGAAGAAAAGACAUCUAAUACGCAGUUAAAAAUAACAUAUUGUACACAACUGCUGAUUCUUUCGAUGAGUUAAUAAAAAUCAAAGAACUUGCUCCUUAAAUGAAGAUUUUAUGGAGAAUUUCGAUUCCUGAAGACAACUCGAAAUAGUUAGCUACUGAGUUUUCUAACAAGUUUGGAGACGAUAUCAUUUCUUUAGAAGAUGCUAAAUACAAAUUCAAAUAUAUGGCUAAAGAAUUGGGUGUAAAUAUACACGGAAUCCACUUCCAUUGCGGUAGUGGCAAAAACGGCUCCACUUCAUUCCAAAAAGCAGUCUAAAUGGCAAGAAAAUGCAUUCAAAUAGGCCGUUAAUAUGGGCAUUCUAUGGAAAUAUUAGAUUUAGGUGGUGGAUAUCCUGCUGGAGAUUUGAAUUAAGAAACGAUAGAUGCUUUAUAAGUUACUAAAAACGAUUCUUUGGGAUAUUAAGUAGUGGCAGAACCAGGUCGUCAUUUUUCAUAAAACACUUGUUAUUUAUUCACUAGAAUUUUAGCUAAAAGAGUUAAAUAAGGAAGAAUUUGUUACCAUUUGAAUGACUCCUUGUACCAUUCUUUUAAUUGUAUUUUAAUGGACGGUGUUUCUUUUGAAAAUGAAAAUAAUUAAUUUUAUAAAUGUGUAGAUAAUUCUACAUAAGAACAAUUUGAUAUUUAAGAAACUAAAUCACUCAAGGAUCCUUAUUUGGAAUGA
Messenger RNA from Ichthyophthirius multifiliis, 885 nucleotides. RefSeq names its product ornithine decarboxylase, putative. Gene Ontology annotation, cellular component: cytoplasm. The transcript has a single exon. Gene Ontology annotation, molecular function: ornithine decarboxylase activity. Lineage: Eukaryota; Ciliophora; Oligohymenophorea; Hymenostomatida. The record is from RefSeq and is a predicted model, not a curated record.